AGUAAAUCUAAGAUAAACCUGACUUAAAAUAAAUCUAAAACGUGAAUAACAUCACAAGUUUAUAUACAAAAUGUAAUUUUGUUGAAUUUUUUAAACAAAAAUGUCGUGUUUAAUUAGGUGUGGGUCAUGUAACUUUUAACCUUCGUUUAGGGGUGGGUCACUCAGUUUUGUGCCAAAUGGAAAAGCUGGGCCAUGUGUUUUUUAUCCCCCCACCCCCACAGUACUUUUGGACCAGUCCCUAAAUACUCGACGUGUGUUUCCAUGUUUUGAUUCAUGAUACUAUUGCUUGGAAAACGCACUUCCCAACCCCUAAUUAUAAAGACAGUAACAUUCUCUCGGGCGUUCACCCAAACCUCCCUUGCGGCUCGAGCAUUUGGCGUCAAAGGUGUUAAUGAAGGAUAUAUUUCUCUGAAACAUUUUUUCUAUAUCUUCUUGAAUCAAAUGCAAUAAUGUAGACAAAUUCGAAAAUUUUACGAUGUUUUAAAUCUUUAAUCAAACCAGUUCAAUUUCGUUCGUUUCUAGAAGGAGCUCGCACUUGGAGUGGAGUCAUUUCGCUUCACCCCCUGGGAACAUGCUUCAUCGGCGACAGCACUGUCUGUUGUUUCCUUGCAAUUGGUUGUGUUCACUCAGAAGGAGACAACAAGGCUCGAAGAAAUUCAAGAUAAUCCAGCUCUCUCUAAGUCUUGUUUUGGUAACGGCUUUAAUAACGUAUUUCAGUGUCUUUCCCUUCAAUAAGUCCAUCUAUGAUCAUGAAACACGCUCACAACUUAUUGAAGCUCGUAACUCGGGCUCAACGUUCAGCCGUUUUAACGACAAGCCAUCUUCAGGCAGUGGCGCUCUCUCUCUGUCGAGUGUGGCUCCUACUCUGAACUGGACUUCAGGCAGUUUGAAGCCCAUACCCUCUUCCGCGGAGCCUGCCAUUCUUCCUGAUUUUAAAUCAUGGAAAACAACACCCCAGCACAAAACUACUUUGAUAACCAAGACUGUGUGUACACGGCACUACCCUCUGCUCAUCCUAGUCUCGUCUGCACCAGCAAAUUUUGAAAGAAGAUAUUUGAUUCGUCAAACAUGGGGUGCCGAUAACAGCACCGUUCCUCAGUGGAAGACAUACUUUCUUCUUGGUCAAACACGAGAUCCAGCACGAUCAGAUUUGCUCAAAAAAGAAAAUAGCAUCUAUGGCGACAUGAUUCGUGCGGAUUAUUACGAACAUUACUGGAACCAGAGUUUGAAGAUACAGAUGGCCUUCGAAUGGGCAGCCAGAUAUUGUGAGUUUUCUUACCUUCUCAAAGCAGACGACGAUGUGCUCGUCAACGCUAAACGUUUACUAGAUGUCUUACACUUGAAAUCAACGCCUAAGAAAGGCCUUUAUAUGGGUAAACGUCACCGCAAUCCGAUUGUACAACGAAGUGGAAAAUGGCGUGUCAGUUAUGAAGAGUACAGAGGAACACGCUAUCCAGAUUUUUGUAGUGGUGCUGGCUUUGUUAUGUCAUAUGAUGUUAUCGAGAGCGCGGUUCCUUUAUUUGAUGUGAUUAAGCCGUUUAGAGUGGACGAUGUGUAUGUUGGAAUGCUCGCAGAAAAACUCGGUGUAAGAGCAAUGAACCAUAAAGGGUUUGUUAUUUUAGGUCCUAGCAAGAAAUGUAAUUUUUUUCCCAACACUCUUGUGCAGCAUCAAGCUAUCGGAGAAUGUUUAAUUCGACUGUUUAUGAAUCACAAGAACCUUUAACUCUAUAGUUAAUUAACUUUAUGGUAACAUUUAUCUUGUUUCUAUAGAGUUUUGGUAGAAUUCUACUACAGUACGUAGUCAGUAAUCCAAAUACUUCGAUUGGAUGGGCUAUCGUAUACUAUCAGCCAUUAUUAAAAUAUAAUUCAUACUAGAUCAUCGGAUAAUGCAAUUCAAGAGUUUUCAUUGGCUUAGCCAUCUUGGUACAUGACUAAUUACACCAUGCUCUAAAAAUAUGAUAAGCAUACGCGUAAUUUUUGGGGGCGUUUUUGUUUUUAUUGCGUUCGACAGAACGCAGUUCUAAUCGCGUAAUGCAGAAAAAUUCGAGAUCUGUGCAUCUAUCUAUCUAUCUAUCUAUCUAUCUAUCGGGGGACACCAAUUUGGUCCCCCCUAAAAUUCUUUAGGGGCAAAUGACGUCAUGUCCAUGUUUGUCCAUGUGCUUUCUUUCGAGUCUUGCGCAAUAUUGCGGACUUUCGAGUGUCGAAGAAGCUUAUUGUGGACUCUAGCGGAUACUGAAGUUGUUUAUUCAAAGUUCGAAGUCAGUGUUAAUGGCAUUUAAAAACCUUGUAGACAUGUCUUCACGAAAUGUGUACGACUUUUCGAGGCAGCUUAUUGAAGACU
Molecule: messenger RNA, 2341 nt
Organism: Orbicella faveolata
Lineage: Eukaryota; Metazoa; Cnidaria; Anthozoa; Scleractinia; Merulinidae
Product: beta-1,3-galactosyltransferase 5-like
Biological process (GO): protein O-linked glycosylation
Cellular component (GO): Golgi membrane
Molecular function (GO): hexosyltransferase activity
Source: RefSeq, a predicted model, not a curated record